AUGGAUCCGAUUUCGCAUUAUCAAACACCAAAACGCCGGCUUUUCGAGUACAUCCUGGACCACAAUGAGUCUUGCUGGCAGCAGCAUCCUGAUCACGAGCAAAUCGAGAAAGCUGUGGUCUCUGAGUACAAGCAACUCGAGCCCAAAAUGAGCCCACCACACACGAAACUCGCCCAGUAUGUGUUUGUGGGCAUGUUCGCUUCGUACGCCUACUGCUAUGGGCGCACAGAGCAGGUCAUGGACGUCGCCAAGUACUUGAUACCCCAUACGUAUAUCGACGACUGCAUUGAUAGUACGUUGGACCCGGCCACGGCCGAGGCAGCUUGCGCGGGUCUUGGCAAUGUGUUUGGGGAGAGUCAACAAGUCGGCCCCGAAGCAGGCGUCGACCCCGAGCACUUUAGACGAGUUGCGAAGCUCUUUCGGCGCGACAAGUGGGACGAGGACGCCUACGAAAUAAUCAAGUCAUUCUUUUCCAAGUACCUUGACGCCACGACGAGCCUGCGAGCGUACGAAUGCCGGGACAGAAUCCCGACCAUGGAUCAGUACGUCGGCCUCCGGCCGCAUAAUGUGUAUAUGCCAGCCAUUCACUUUAUCAACGUGUACACGGGAUUCAAGGGGAAGAAACUGCAUGUCAGUUCCUUCCGCAAUCGGCGUGUCCUGGCUACCGUGAUGCUGAGCUCGUUCAACGUUGCGCUGUUGUUGGAUGUCAUUCUCCAUGCCGGCCUGGAGAGGCCCGACGAGACCAAGGUCGCCAACUUGAUCGCCGUGGUCAAGGCAGGCCAAGGUCUUGAUGACAUGCAGGCCGCGGAGAAGAUUGGCCGAAUGUUUUUCGAGAAUGAGACACUCAUCGAGCGCAGCGCUGCUGAACUGCAGCCGCACUGGCCGGUGGAAGCCGAGGCCAUCAUGCACACGCACAAGUCCACGCUCUUCUGGGUGUGCCGGGCGGAGAGCAGGUACAUGAAGGGGUCGAGAAGGCCAGUUUGA
Molecule: messenger RNA, 984 nt
Organism: Metarhizium album ARSEF 1941
Lineage: Eukaryota; Fungi; Ascomycota; Sordariomycetes; Hypocreales; Clavicipitaceae
Product: Terpenoid synthase
Exons: 1
Coding region: 1-984 (327 amino acids)
Source: RefSeq, a predicted model, not a curated record